Molecule: messenger RNA, 1504 nt
Organism: Talaromyces stipitatus ATCC 10500
Lineage: Eukaryota; Fungi; Ascomycota; Eurotiomycetes; Eurotiales; Trichocomaceae
Product: F-box domain protein
Exons: 2
Coding region: 191-1396 (401 amino acids)
Molecular function (GO): protein binding
Source: RefSeq, a predicted model, not a curated record
UCUCCUUCCCCGUAAUAGAUGACUCCAAAUUUGGAUCAGUGUUCUGUCAUAUCAAACUUGAAUGGCAGAUAGCGAAAGUUCAUUUUUAGAGAUUUCGUUACUCCUGGAACCAUGUAUCUUUGAAGAAUAUUAAAUGCCUAUGCCUACAACACAUUAGCAUUACGCCAACACAUCAAGCUGGAAGUUCAAGAUGUCAGACGACUUCAGCAAACUUCCCGCGGAGAUCAUCUUCAUGAUUCUCUCGCAUCUACCAGUUGCUGCGCUGGUUUCCUUUGGUACAACUUCCAAAUCCAAUUACACAUUCCAUACUCACUGUAUGAGAAAACUCCAUCUGGCCAUUUUUCACAAACGAAUCCAUGGAAGCGUUGCCUUUCUGAGUACUGGCAUGCAAGAUAAUAUCAAAGAUGCUGGAACUGCGAGGCGGCGAAUGGUAAUCGAAGACCAUAAAAUACCGGUUGUUUUACCUCGAGACACACGGUACAUGAGCCCUGAUGUGUGCAAAUCGACACUGAGAACUUCCAACCCCUACUCAACGACAAAGCCAUAUCAUCUUUCAAAACAUAUAUCGAAAAAGCGUUGCCGUGUGAUUUACCCAGAUGAUGGAGGAUUCGUUCACUCAAUAUCACCGGAGCGGACAAUUAACGCACAGAACAAACUCUUCGCUGAGAUAGUCAGCCGAUAUGGUCAUUCAUUUGAUGAACUGGAAUUCCUGACGUAUGACAUCAACGAAGAAGGAGCGAUGGCAAUCGGAACCCAUUGUGGAUCAAGAUUGCGACACCUAGCUCUUCGCUUCGAACAUCCCUAUGUGAAUGACAGUUCGCUUCGUCAUAGAUAUUGGCAGAAAUCUGCCCCAGGAAGUCCUGCCUGGAACUCAUUGAUCGGUAUUGGUGCUGUCAAAAGAGGACUCGAUAUAGUGAAUCUCGAGAGUCUUAUUCUCGAGAGAGCUGGUAUUACGCCAUGGCAGCUGCGCAUGCUGGUGAUGAGAAACAAAAGACUGAAGGUCCUGAAGCUCAAAAAUUGCGCCGCAGCGCAACCAGAGUUUGUCGAUUGGCUAGGAGGCAUUUCGAUUACAGAGGGCAAGGAACCCCAAGACGACGAUAAGGAGGUUCCAGGGGCAUCUCUCAAAGUACUGUGGAUGGAGAACUGCAAUGGAAUUUGCACGGGCAAAACAAGCGAUAGGGAGAGAGGCCGGACCAUUGACGUAGGCCUAGAAUGGAUUCGUAAUUUGAAGGCACUUGAGUCCCUUUCUCUUCGCGACUGCCGCAAUGUCGACGCUCAAGUUGUGAGUGAUGCAAAUACGCUAAUCUGGCGUAUACGAGAAGUUCACUUACCUCGUGCCCUUGAUUUGGAUCCCGAAUCCCCACCUCCCAUUGAAGUUGACCCCCUUUACGCCUGAUUGAGGACGAGGAGGCCUGCCAUUGUUGGGAGUAGUUGCUGACUGAGCAUAUAAUGUAUUGUACAAUAGAUGUUUCGAGCUCGAAUAGUCACCUCAAUAUUCGAUUGG